Molecule: messenger RNA, 3523 nt
Organism: Rhinolophus ferrumequinum (greater horseshoe bat)
Lineage: Eukaryota; Metazoa; Chordata; Mammalia; Chiroptera; Rhinolophidae
Gene: DEF6
Product: DEF6 guanine nucleotide exchange factor
Exons: 11
Coding region: 282-2066 (594 amino acids)
Cellular component (GO): cytoplasm; nucleus
Source: RefSeq, a predicted model, not a curated record
CUGGCCUUUUCCCACAGCGUGCUGCCUCUGGCAGCCCAGGAGGCCAGGCUGAACACAACAGGGGCUCUAGCUUUCUGGGCCUCGGUCCCCAGCUGCCUCGCUGGCAGUGGGGCCGCUGAGCACUGCAAGCACAACAGGCCAGUUUCUGCCAGCAAACAGGCAGGUGGAGCUCUUGCUCCGCGCCCUGGCUCCUCUGCGGUCUGUGCAGCCGUUUGGUUUGCAUUUCCUGAAACCGGAUCUCUGUGUCAGAGCCGCCCCUGGGCCGGGCGGGCGCCUCAGCCAUGGCCCUGCGCAAGGAGCUGCUUAAAUCCAUCUGGUACGCUUUCACCGCGCUGGACGUGGAGAAGAGCGGCAAGGUCUCCAAGUCCCAGCUCAAGGUGCUGUCCCAUAACCUGUACACGGUCCUGCACAUCCCCCAUGACCCCGUGGCUCUGGAGGAACACUUCCGAGAUGAUGAUGAUGGCCCCGUGUCCAGCCAAGGAUACAUGCCCUACCUCAACAAGUACAUCCUGGACAAGGAUGCCUUCCGCCUCUGGUGCCUCUUCAACUUCCUGUCUGAGGACAAGUACCCUCUGAUCAUGGUUCCCGAUGAGGUGGAGUACCUGCUGAAGAAGGUGCUCAGCAGCAUGAGCUUGGAGGUGGGCUUGGGCGAGCUGGAGGAGCUGCUGGCCCAGGAGGCCCAGGCAGCCCAGACGAGCGGGGGACUCAGUGUUUGGCAGUUCCUGGAGCUCUUCAACUCUGGACGCUGUCUGCGUGGCGUGGGGCGGGACACCCUCAGCAUGGCCAUCCACGAGGUCUACCAGGAGCUCAUCCAAGAUGUCCUGAAGCAGGGCUACCUGUGGAAGCGAGGGCACCUGAGGAGGAACUGGGCAGAACGCUGGUUCCAGCUGCAGCCCAGCUGCCUCUGCUACUUUGGGAGUGAAGAGUGUAAGGAGAAGAGGGGUACUAUCCCGCUGGAUGCGCAAUGCUGUGUGGAGGUGCUGCCUGACCGAGAGGGGAAGCGUUGCAUGUUCUGUGUGAAGACGGCCUCCCGUACCUACGAGAUGAGCGCCUCAGACACGCGCCAGCGCCAGGAGUGGACGGCUGCCAUCCAGACGGCGAUCCGGCUGCAGGCCGAGGGGAAGACGUCGCUGCACAAGGACCUGAAGCAGAAGCGGCGCGAGCAGCGGGAGCAGCGGGAGAGGCGCCGGACAGCCAAAGAAGAGGAGCUGCUGCGGCUGCAGCAGUUACAGGAGGAGAAGGAGCGGAAGCUGCAGGAGCUGGAGCUGCUGCAGGAGGCGCAGCGGCAGGCCGAGCGCCUGCUGCAGGAGGAGGAGGAGCGGCGCCGAAGCCAGCACCGAGAGCUGCAGCAAGCGCUGGAGGGCCAAUUGCGCGAGGCGGAGCAGGCCCGGGCAUCCAUGCAGGCUGAGAUGGAAUUGAAGAAAGAGGAGGCUGCUCGGCAGCGGCAGCGCAUCCAGGAGCUAGAGGAGAUGCAGCAGAGGCUUCAGGAGGCUCUGCAACUAGAGGUGAAAGCUCGGCAGGACGAGGAGGCUGUGCGCCUAGCCCAGACCAGACUGCUGGAGGAGGAAGAGGAGAAGCUGAAGCAGCUACUGCAGCUGAAGGAGGAACAGGAACGCUACAUCGAGCAGGCGCAGCAGGAGAAGCAGGAGCUGCAGCAGGAGAUGGCGCUGCAGAGCCGCUCCCUGCAGCAAGCCCAGCAGCAGCUGGAGGAGGUGCGGCAGAACCGGCAGAGGGCCGAUGAGGACGUGGAGGCUGCCCAGAGGAAGUUGCGCCAGGCCAGUACCAACGUGAAACACUGGAAUGUCCAGAUGAACCGGCUCAUGCAUCCAAUUGAGCCUGGAGACAAGCGUCCCACCACCAGCAGCUCCUUCACAGGCUUCCAGCCCCCUCUACUUGCCCGCCGUGACUCCUCCCUAAAGCGCCUGACCCGUUGGGGAUCCCAGGGCAACAGGACCCCCUCACCCAGCACCAGUGAGCAGGAGAAGUCCCUCAAUGGUGGGGAUGAGGCUCCCAUCUCGGCUUCCACCCCUCCGGAAGAUAAACUGGACCCAGAACCAGAAAAUUAGCCUCUGCUAGCCUCUUUUCCCUGCAUCCUCAUCCCCAUCAGGACCUGGCCACAGCUGGCCUGUGGGUGACACUGGCCCCUGCAAAAGAGGGAGCUGAGGUCCUGGUUGCAGGGGCCGAGCCCUCCAACCAUGAAACAGUCCACAAUGGAACCUAGUUUAUUUUUUGCAUCAGCCCCAGGCCACAGACUACUGGGCUGUCUGGGAUGUUGAUUCUUGAGAACUUGACCCUGUGCCUUAACCCCAAGGACCCUAUACCCUGGGCUGGGAAAGAGUGAACAAGCAAGCAGGGGCCAUCUGCCCCCAGGCUGCCACCAAGUUGUGGAGGUACAUCUCUAAAUAAAAACUGCUCUUGGAGUGAAUCGUUGGUCAGGUCUGUUGUCCAUCUCUCCUGCCAUUUAUUCUCUUCCUUCCUCAAGUCCAGUUAUUGGGCCCAGAAGGAAUAAGGUAUAUAGUGUAGUGGCUAGGAAAGUACACUCUGCCACUUACUAACUGGGUGACUUUGGUCAAGUUUCUGUAUCUCUCUGUGCUUCAGUUCCCAGGUUAGUAAAAUAGGGGUAAUAAUAGUACCUAACUUACUGGGUUGUUGUGAGGAUUAAGUGCUUGCCACAUAAGCAAGCACUGUUAUUAUUAUCACCCAAAAGUUUUUAUUGAGCAUCCAUUCUAUACCCUGCAAUUUCCCGAAUUAUUUAAUUCUCAUGGCAGCCCUGAGAGGUGGUAUUAUUAUGCUCAUUUUACAUGCGGAGAAAUUGAGGCUCAGGUAACUUGUCCAAAGGCUUCCAAUCUUGCUUCUCUUCCCAUAUUAUCUGAUUCACUGACCUUGUUACCUAAGACAGAGAUUUGGGAAUCUGGGAUGACUUACUCCCUCCCUCUCAUCCCCCUCAUGCAAAACCCAUCAUCAAAUCCAGUAGAGUCUCUCUUUUUUAUACUCUCGUAUCUAUCCCUCCUUCUCUAUCCCCAUGGUGAGCUGCCGUGGCUAAGGCCUUUGUGUCUUCCACCUGCGUGCUUACCUUUGAUUCCUUCUCCAUCUUGCCCCAUAUCUAAUCAUUCUCCAAGUCCAACUGAUCGGAUUUUCUUGGUCACUCUCAAAUCUACUCCACUGGGGCCAUGUCUCAUGGCCACUGUCUUACUAUGGCUCCCGUCACCUCCCAACUGGAUAAAAACGUAACUGGGUCUGCUUGCUAACCCUUCUACCCCCAUGGCUGCCUGAAUGGGCUUUCUGAAGUGCAGAGCUGUCCUUGACUCUCCCACUUUCUGGUCUCUCCAUGGUAACCUGGACCAGUCAAGUUCACAUUCCCAUGUAUUCCACGGGCAUUCAAGGCCUGCGAAGAUCUGGAGGACAUCCUAUGCUUUUGCUUUAUAGCUCUACUAGCAGCUCCCUCCUUUUUCUUACCUCUGGGCCUGCUCAUGGGCGUUCUUUCCACCUUACUUCACUAGCUUGAGUUCCUUGAGGGCAGGGC